AUGCAUAAGCUUAUAUUAUUAUGUUCUCUUGUAAUAUUUGCAAGUAGUUUGAGUGAGAGUGAAACACUGUUGUAAUCUCUACAAAACAGUGAAUUUGGAAAGACUAUAAUUCAAACAAUAUAGGUUCAAUUGGAAGGAAACAGCAGUGUUGAUAAAAUAAUUGAUCUCCUCACUUAAAUGAAGGAGAGAAUAAAUGGAGAAUAGGAUGUUGAGAGAUAGAAGUCAAGGGAUCACACACAAUUCUGUGAUGACAAAUACGAUGAGAUAUUAUUCGUUAUAGAUUCAUCCGAAUAUUAAUUAGCAAAAGAUUAACAAACAUUGCCAUUAUUCGUUUAAGAAUAAAAAAAUAAAUAGAGACAAUUAUUGGAUAAAUAAGAAAUAGAAGAUCGAAAUAAUUAGCGUAUUGCCGAUUUAACAGAGUAAAGAGAUUUAACAAGAUAAUAAUAUGAAGCAAGAAGAGAUGAAUUAACUACCAUGAUAGGUGCAUUGCAAGAAGGAAAAAGAAUAAUUAGUAAAUUAAGUACAAAGAAAUGGGAUCCUUUGGCUGGAACAUACUCAUUCCUUGAAUUUUCAUAAUUUAUGUUCAAUGAAUUGGAAGCACAUUAAAAGUCUUUAAAAAAACAAUCAAAUGGAAUUGGAUUGCUGUAUGAAUUGCUUUUGGAAACAUCACAAGACCCUGGAAUUCAGGCAAAUUAACAAGGAGUAGCAAAGAUAUAAGAGAUAAUUGAUGAGUUGAUUGAAAGCAUAUUCGAUCUUUUGAAGAAAGAAUUAUUGGAAGACAAUGCAAGAGAACAAGACUAUUAAAACUAAAAGGAAAGAAUAGUUAUUUAAAACAGAAGAUUAUAAGCUACUAUUGCAACAUUCAAAGCUCGAGUCUUAAUAAUCAAUCAAACCAUACUUGAAUUGAAUAAUGAUAUUAGAUUCAAUACUGAUAAAUCUACUCUUCUGAGAAAACAAAAGGAUGAUUGGGAACGAACUUGUGUUGAUUAUCACAAUGGAUAUGUUGAGGCUACUAAGAUUAGAACUUAAUAAAGUGACAUCUUAACAGAAGUAAUCCAAGUAUUUAAUAGAAACUACAACGAUUUCCCAAGUUUAAUUUAGAAUAUAACAGUCUGA
Paramecium tetraurelia is the source of this 1116-nucleotide messenger RNA. RefSeq lists its product as uncharacterized. The transcript has 5 exons. The record is from RefSeq and is a predicted model, not a curated record. NCBI's taxonomy places the organism in Eukaryota, Ciliophora, Oligohymenophorea, Peniculida, Parameciidae.